CCAACGCGACCUUGUUCGAUGCUUCAGCUCCAGUGGCACCAAACACCACUAACGUCUCUCUGUACAAUGCUAUUAACCUAACAGCUCUGGACUGGACUCAGCUGAGUAAGAAGGAAUGUCUCAAAUACGGCGGCAGCUUAGUGGGGAAAUCCUGUAAAUUCGUGCCUGACCUGGCCCUUAUGUCCUUCAUCCUCUUCUUCGGGACCUACUCCAUGACCUUGACCCUGAAAAAAUUCAAAUUCAGCCGCUAUUUCCCCACCAAGGUCAGGGCUUUCAUUGCUGAUUUUUCCAAUGUCUUCUCCAUCCUGCUCUUCUGUGGAGUGGAUGCCUGUUUUGGACUGGACACCCCUAAGCUCCAUAUCCCCAGUAUCAUCAAGCCCACCCGCGUGGACCGAGGGUGGUUCGUGUUUCCCUUCGGGAAGAACCCGUGGUGGGUUUACCUGGCGAGCGCCCUGCCCGCCCUCCUCGUCACCAUCCUCAUCUUCAUGGACCAGCAGAUCACGGCCGUCAUCGUCAACAGGAAGGAGCACAAGCUGCGGAAAGCGGCAGGCUACCACCUGGACCUGUUCUGGGUGGGCAUCCUCAUGGCCGUCUGCUCCUUCAUGGGGCUGCCCUGGUACGUGGCGGCCACCGUCAUUUCCAUCGCCCACAUCGACAGCCUGAAGAUGGAGACGGAGACCAGCGCCCCGGGGGAGCAGCCCCAGUUCCUGGGCGUCAGGGAGCAGAGAGUGACGGGCAUCAUCGUCUUUGUGCUGACGGGGAUUUCUGUCUUCCUGGCCCCUAUCCUGAAGUACAUCCCCAUGCCGGUGCUGUACGGCGUCUUUCUGUACAUGGGCGUCGCGUCACUGAAUGGCAUCCAGUUUUGGGACCGCUGCAAGCUCUUCCUCAUGCCGGCCAAGCACCAACCCGACUACGUCUUCCUCCGGCACGUGCCCUUGCGCCGCAUCCACCUCUUCACGCUGGUGCAGAUCAUCUGCCUGGCCGUCCUCUGGAUCCUCAAAUCCACCGUGGCCGCCAUCAUCUUCCCCGUCAUGAUUUUAGCCCUGAUCCUGGUGAGGCGGCUGCUGGAUUUUGUCUUCUCCCAACAUGACCUGGCCUGGAUUGACAACAUCAUCCCCGAGAAGGAGAAGAAGAAAGAGGAUGACAAGAAGAAGAAGAAAAAAGGUGGCAAAGGAGACAGCAGCAGCGAUGAGGAGUUCCCACCUCCCUCAGUCAUUAAGAUCCCCAUGGAGCCCCUGCCAUCGCAGCCCCGAAACGGGGGUCCCCAUUGCCUCAGCCGAAAGAGGUCCUCCACCUGGAGCUUUGCGUUCUGA
Molecule: messenger RNA, 1313 nt
Organism: Cariama cristata (Red-legged seriema)
Lineage: Eukaryota; Metazoa; Chordata; Aves; Cariamiformes; Cariamidae
Product: electrogenic sodium bicarbonate cotransporter 4-like
Exons: 11
Biological process (GO): monoatomic anion transport; bicarbonate transport; regulation of intracellular pH
Cellular component (GO): plasma membrane
Molecular function (GO): solute:inorganic anion antiporter activity; sodium:bicarbonate symporter activity
Source: RefSeq, a predicted model, not a curated record